Messenger RNA from Agrilus planipennis (emerald ash borer), 1701 nucleotides. RefSeq lists its product as uncharacterized. Gene Ontology annotation, cellular component: plasma membrane. Gene Ontology annotation, biological process: cAMP biosynthetic process; adenylate cyclase-activating G protein-coupled receptor signaling pathway. Lineage: Eukaryota; Metazoa; Arthropoda; Insecta; Coleoptera; Buprestidae. The record is from RefSeq and is a predicted model, not a curated record. Gene Ontology annotation, molecular function: adenylate cyclase activity. The transcript is spliced from 7 exons. The annotation marks the transcript as partial.
AUGGUACGGGAAAAUCAACUGCAGGACUCAAUCUUGAAGAAGAUUCUGGAAGCUUUCGCGGAAGGAAAGGAAUUGGAAAUAGAUCGACAACUCGCCCGUGGAUACCUGGUGUCGCAGGGAGUGAUAUACCGAUACGUGCCCGAGCUGUAUGCUGAAGAACCGCAGCUGCGAAUCACUUCCCGUUAUUACUGGAUUGGGAUGCGCAAGGACAUCAUCACAUAUCUAAAGGACUGCAUUCAGUGCCAGCGAUUCAAGGCAACGAAUCUAAAACCCGCUGAACUAAUGCAAAUUCUGGUUAUGAAACAGAGACCAUUUCUGUCCCUUUCCCAAAUCUACACUUUGUCAUCCACCACCUCCAAAGCCUACGCCAUAACGAUAUUAGACGAAAUACUUCUUCGGUAUGGGACGCCCCGGAGAAUGAUAAGCGAUAAUGGAACCCAAUUGGUAACGGCAGCUCCAGAGGACCAGACUCGAUGGGAUGAGGCACUCCCUAGCAUCCGUUUCGCUUUAAACACCGCCCUUGCAGCUCCACGAGAACUACGGACCCCCGAGGAAGCGCAUGAGGCUCUCCAAGCCGUUGUCCAAAACGACAACUUAGUUGCGCUCUCUCCGCGAAAUUCGCCAUGCGCAGAGAUGGACCCUGCGUCAUGCUUAGCCGACGAAUUCAUCCCUUCACAGUUUCCCGACUCGUCGCAGUACCGAUCCAUAUUUUCCAAUAAAAUUUGGUCAGAUGAUGAAGUAUCCCCACGUAGUCAACCACCCUCAGAAAAUUUAACUACUGUUUCUCGAUCUUCCUCACCUGUAGCCCAUAGUGACAGCGGAAUACAUCAAAGUACAAUUGAAGAAGAAGGAACUCCCACGGAAUGGACUCCCGAAAUACCUUUCGAGAAUUUACAUAGAACCCUUUCUGCUGAUGUAGGAGAUAAUUCGAUAAACCUUUCAUGUUGUGCGCUGAAACUGGAACAAACCGAUAUAAAAAUAGGGAAUCCAUCGAUACCUAAACAGGUCGAUAAAAUUAUCGACCGUAGUAUCGAAAUAGAAAGCAAUAAAUGGAUGAGAAGUGCAAAUGUAAAUCCAUGGCUCCUCAGGUUUAAAGAUCCCGAAAUGGAAAAGGAAUUUAACCAAUUGAGGGAGGAUAUGUUCAAAUCGAACAUGCUCUGCUGUUAUGUUAUUUGGAUAUUUAUGGUAAUUUGCCAGCUUACAAUGCUCUCCCAAUAUAUUGCUGUUGUCGUAAGUCUGUUAAUAACAACCGCCCUUUUAAGUUGUACAACAAUUCUUGUCAUGGCAGAGGAGUUCAAUGAGUUUCCAAAAUCGCUUCAAAAAAUUUCAUCCAUAUUGGUCCACAACCACAGAUGUCGAACAGCCUUUGUAUGUGCAAUAAUAUUAACAAUGUCAGUAAUGUCAUCCAUUGGCCUUUUCGUAAUGGACGUUAACAAAGUAGGGAACUUCUCAAUCAAUAAUAUAACAAACGAUUCAACGCACAUUAUGUACACAGCAUACCAUUUAUCAAGUGUACCACCAAAGAAUUCAAGCAAAGAAGAAAUAAGUUCCACUUUAAUCAAAACUGAAAUAAGAGUAAAUACUAUCAUUCAAGGAAACAUAACAAUUAUUCCUCUCCAAGAACGUUUAAACCGUAAAAAUUAUACUAUAAAAUUAUCUUAUUUGAAUAAUAUAGAACACAAUGAUUCCAUAAGGAAAAUA